AUUCCAUUCUCCUAGGACUAGAGUGUACAGCUGUCCUUGAACUCCUAAGGAAUUCAUGCUUUUCUUUCAAUUCUGUCCUUAAACUUUCUCACGCUCAAAAAGAAAAAAAAAAAAAAAGAGCAAGUAGAUAUGUAUGACAGCCUUGGAACCAGAAGAAUCUCCACUGAAGGCUGUUUAGGAUUUAAAGAAAAUUCUGUAAUUUCAUCUUUUUAGAGCAGAGCUAUUUCUGCAAGGGUCAUCAAUAUCUGGGGAUUUUAAAUCUGAGCUUAAACCUAUUGAAGUUCAAGAGGAGUUCAGUAGACAGGGAUUCUCACCCACUGAACAAGGACACCAGGCACAGAGAUCCAAACUAUUAUAUCAAAUCCAAUCCCUAUAAUGGAAGAAGCCAAAAGCCAAAGUUUGGAGGAAGACUUUGAAGGACAGGCCACACAUACAGGACCCAAAGGAGUAAUAAAUGAUUGGAGAAAGUUUAAAUUAGAGAGUCAAGACAGUGAUUCAAUUCCACCUAGCAAGAAGGAGAUUCUCAGGCAAAUGUCUUCUCCUCAGAGUAGGAAUGGCAAAGAUUCAAAGGAACGAGUCAGCAGAAAGAUGAGCAUUCAAGAAUAUGAACUAAUCCAUAAAGAGAAAGAGGAUGAAAACUGCCUUCGUAAAUACCGUAGACAGUGUAUGCAGGAUAUGCACCAGAAGCUGAGUUUUGGGCCUAGGUAUGGGUUUGUGUAUGAGCUGGAAACUGGAGAGCAAUUCCUAGAAACAAUUGAAAAGGAACUGAAGAUCACCACAAUCGUUGUUCACAUUUAUGAAGAUGGUAUUAAGGGUUGUGAUGCUCUAAACAGUAGUUUAACAUGCCUUGCAGCAGAAUACCCUAUAGUUAAGUUUUGUAAAAUAAAAGCUUCGAAUACAGGUGCUGGGGACCGCUUUUCCUUAGAUGUACUUCCUACACUGCUCAUCUAUAAAGGUGGGGAACUCAUAAGCAAUUUUAUUAGUGUUGCUGAACAGUUUGCUGAAGAAUUUUUUGCUGGGGAUGUGGAGUCUUUCCUAAAUGAAUAUGGGUUACUACCUGAAAGAGAGGUACAUGCCCUAGAGCAUACCAAAAUAGAAGAAGAAGAUGUCGAAUAAAGAUUCACUAUGUCAAUAUCUCAUGUUUAUCCUUUAGGCAUUGGAUGAUGGUUUUGGUAGUAUCUAUACUGCUUUAGUGAACACAGAGUAUGGGCAUUGCUAUGCUAAUUUGACAAAAAUGAUUGAUGCAACAAUCGAGUUAUCAGCAUUUCUUAGUAUUAGUUACUCAAAUUGAUACAAUGCUUGACUACAAAACAGAGCUGUCUUCAGCAACAUUAUUAGUAGACAAAGAGCAUAUGGAUAAUAUUAUGACAUUUUUCAAAAAUUCCUUUCAAGUUAUGUUUUGUCUUUUUUACUCCAUUUUCCCUCCUCACUGUUAUUAUUAUUUGGGCUUUUCAAAUUACAUUAUUCAUUAUAAUUUUCUUUGUGUAAUAAAAAUGAAAUCUCAUGAGGAAAUAAAUUUUCUAUUUGAAGUCUAUUCUUUCUCAAGCAUUACAUUACCAAGACCCUAAAAACAUUAUAAAGCCCAAAACACAAAAUAUCAUUCAGUAAAAUAUCUUAUAUUCCAACCAAAUUAAUGCAUAAGAAAUUUAGAAACACUGUGCCAAGUUAAAGUUGUAUUUAAAAAAGGAAACAAUAUCUUUUUAUUCUCUGGGUGGAAGAAUAAUAUUUAGUGGUAAUAAAAUUACAAUAUUCAUUUGUAGAUUGCCUAUUAUGGGCCAGUAUUUUAUACAUAUCAUCUCUAAUUCUUAACCACAAAUCUGUACAUAGAUAGUAUUACUCCCAUUUUAUAAAUAGUAAAACAGAGAAUCAGAGAAAUGAAGUGUAAGUUCUACUUUUAUUUCCCUUGAAAACAUUUGGAAGUCUCUCCGCCAACACAAAAAUGUGGAAGUGAAAAAUAAAAUAUGUUUAAAAUGUCUUUAAAUGAACAAUGAGAUGAAGAGCAAGAUAAAAGAAAUUCCUAUGUUUCUGAAUCACAGUAGAGAAAUAAUGGUGCUUACAUAAUAUGGCCUGCAAUUAAAGAUAUGGUACUUGAUAAGUACCCAAAAAGGGGCUCCCUGUGAGAAAUCUGUUUAAAGCAGGUUUGCACAAUUUCCUGUGGCAGCUCAAUGUUGAAAUCAGACAUUUGCCACAAAGUCUACUUUUCACUCUCCUAAAUGACUAUUGUUAUAGCUUCUCUCCUUUCCAUAAGCCUUUUAUAUCACUUUCCUCCAUUUCAAACAUUUCAUCUUACUCAUACUUCAUUGAGAAAAUAGAAGAUAUCAGAUGAGACCUACUUCAUCUUUCCAUCACCAGAUCUAAACUGGACAGCUGAAGUAAACACUGUUUCUGCUGAUGUCAUGAUGGAAAAAGUGUCCAUUCUAUCUAAUGCUAACUGAUCAAACUGUGCUGUGAAUCCUACUCUUUUUAUCCACGUAGUAAUUAUUUCUCCUGCAAUUAUGACCCCCCUCUCUGCAUCAUCUCUUUCUUCCUUCUCUAUGUUGUAUUAUUUAUAUUGGCUUACAUGUGAAUUUUUAAAUUUGCACACUGUUUAAAAUACGCCCACCUAUAACUUAAAUUUUCCAGCUAUCACUCACUUCUCUGCUUUCCUUUACAAUUGUGUCUCUCAAAAGAGGUAUCUAAAGUCACCAUCUUUAUUCCUCACUUCCAAUUUUUUUUCAUCUCACUCCAAGCAGGCCUUUGUUCCAAGUACUUAGAGUCAAACUUAAUAGCCAAUUCUCAUUCCUUAUUUUUUUCUCCCUCUUAAAAACAUGUGUCAUAGUUGACUAUUUUCUACACCACAACCCACCGUGUUUUUUUUUUUUCUUUUUCUUUUUCUUUUUUUUUUUGAGAUGGAGUCUCACUCUGUAGCCCAGGCUGGAGUGCAAUGGUGCAGUCUUGGCUCACUGCAACCUCCGCCUCCCAGGUUUGAGUGAUUUGCCUGGGAGUAGCUGGGACUGCUGGCAUGCGCUACCACCCCUGGCUAAUUUUUGCAUUUUUAGUAGAGACGGGGUUUCACCAUGUUGGCCAGGGUGGUUUCGAACCCCUGACCUCAAGUGAUCCACCUGUCUCAGCCUCCCAAAGUGCUGGGAUUACAGAUGUGAGCCACCGCGCCUGGCCUCUUACCCUUUUUAAGUAACUUCUUUGGCUGAUUUGAAAACUUACUGCUUAUUUGCCUUCUAUUCCACUGACUAUUCCUUCCAAGUUUCCUUUGCUAAUUUAUUGUCUAAACACCCCAGGUAACGUCCUCCAGUUCAUAAUCUUAACUACCAUUUAUAUUAAGGCCACUCUCAAAUUCACAUCUCCAGUUUUAUCUCUGUCCUAGACUCUAAAAUCCUAUGUCUCAAUUGCAGGAAGGGAAGAAAGGAGGAAGCAAAUGGGGUGGCGGUGGAGGGGAAGAAGGUCUGCGAUUGUGCUAGAUUUUUGUGAAACAAAAGUGGGUGAGAUAGAAUUCCUGACUGUGACUGUUCCCUAACAUAUGGUCACUUCAAUAGGUACUGAGUGUUUUUGCUCAUGAAUCUAAAAUUCCAUCCUCUAUUCUUCUUUAUCAAUUGGGAAAGUAAUUUUAAUUGCCCCAUGGACUAUUUCUAACUUGAUGAACAACAGGCAUAUCACAUGGAGAAAAAGUGCUAGAAAGGAGACAUUCAGGGUAAUUAUAUAUAAAAUAAGUAGCUUUAAAGUAAUAGUUCAACAUGUUUUCUCCUAUCAAGUAAUUGCUAACAAAUUUAUUAAUCCCAUACAGAGUUCUUUGCUAAGGAAUUACUGGACCUAAAAAACUGUAGCAAAAAACAGGAUCCUUGCAUAAUAUAUUUAUAAUUCAAAAACUCCUCAGUGGAACAACUCUUUAUAAACUGACAUUAAUUCCAUGGACUGAAAGUAAAUACUUAGAAGAAUGGUAGCAAGGCAGUAACGAAGAAUAGUCAAAUAAGCAUCUUAAAAGAGAGCAAUAUUUUAAGAAUAAAAUAUAAGUUCUUUUUAAUCAUUAACCAUUGUUAACUGCGAUGUAAUGCAGUUUUGUCAGCCAGGCACAGUAAAGCAAGGCUGAACAGUGAAAGACUCAUCUACAGAAAACAAGAUCAAAAUGAGUAAAAAUGAGUAAUUUGAAAGAUUCCUACUUAAAGAAACCUUUACUCUUGAAAGAAAUAACCUACCAUGCCUUAAUUUAAAAUAGAGAACUAGCAAGCUUAAGCAGGACUAGGCUCAGGAAUGUAUUUAACCCAUAAUUGCCAAAACAAAAGUAACUAGGUGGCACCUGUUUAGAGAGUAAAUGAUGAUAGCAACCAUUCUCAAAGUAAGCAUUCGAUGACUAAUGGAUGCCAAGGUGAAGCUUUAAUCACAACACUCAUCAGGAAGAGUUGAACAAAAAGCAGGAUUUGCCUAGAAUAUUUGAAGCCUGCUGCUGCAGAAAUACUGCAUUACAAACUCCCCUCGUGUAAACACUUAAUCUGCAAUUCUUUUGGCAGGAGGAGGAGGAGAAGAAGAGAUCAUUUUUGUCUCAGCAAAAGAAUGAUGUUUUAAAUGUAAAGGCUUAAAAUGUCAUAACAUCUCAUAACAAAUCACCCAAAUAAUAACUGGAAUGGACUUGAAGGAAAAGCCAAGAGUGUUAGCUGUAAACUAAUAGGAAACUUUGGAGGAAAUAGCAAAAUUAUCCUGUAAAGUCAGAAGCUCAUUCAUUUAUUUGUUCACAACAUACUUAUUGAUAAGAUGCCAUUUACCAGCCAGUGUCCUUGAUCUCAGGGAUCUUAAGGUAAAGAAAACAAACAUCAAACAAGCAAUCAAAGAUAAAUGCAUCGGCAUUUGUAUCCAUGUGUCUAUACUGUAAUGGUGGUUAGUAUCUUGAACACCAGAUCUCCUAAGUUUUAAUUCAUUCACUGAUUUUGUGACUUUGGGCAAAUUAGUUAACCUCUCUACUGUUUCCUCAUCUGUAAAAUAAGAAAAAUAAUAGCACAUGUUCAUUGGAUUGUUGUGAGGGGAAAAAUGAGUAAAUUAUGUAAACUAGAGCAGUACCUGACACUGAUAUUACUCAAAUGUUAGUUUUCAUUAUUAUUAAUAGAUAUACAUGAAGUAAAAUGGUGCAUACAGUACACAGAUAUAUGAUUUUAAGGAUCUGCUUAUGUAAAUAAAAGUUAAUUUAUUAAGAAGUUGGGAUUCAAUUAAUCUAUGCUAAACACACCACUCACAUUUCUCUAUAUUAGAAACUUAUUCAUACUUUCAUGUAUGUGAAUAGGAAGAGAGAAGUCCCAAAAAACUGCCAUUUCAGAAUGACUGUAGAUACCACAAUAAGCAAAUUAAAUUAAAUCUGAAAACAAAAUAAAGUUUAGCACAUAAAUAAGAAAUUCAUUUUGAAGUUUUAUACUGAAUGUAUUAUAGAAUAAAAUUAAUCGUAUACUUAUCUAUUCAAAUAUAUCUAAUACAUUAUCUCAUGACACAAAUUUUAUAUAUUUUUGUUCCCUUUCAAACAUUCUACAAAUGUCUGAGUGUGUAAUACAUACAAGAAAUUAUGUUAAAUAAUAGAAGAGAUGACGAAAAUGUAUAAUAUAAUUGUUCUUUCUUUUCAACGGAUUUACAGUCUAAGAGGGGAGCAC
Messenger RNA from Pongo pygmaeus (Bornean orangutan), 5621 nucleotides. RefSeq names its product phosducin (gene PDC). The coding region runs from base 376 to 1116 and encodes 246 amino acids. NCBI's taxonomy places the organism in Eukaryota, Metazoa, Chordata, Mammalia, Primates, Hominidae. Gene Ontology annotation, cellular component: photoreceptor outer segment. The transcript is spliced from 5 exons. The record is from RefSeq and is a predicted model, not a curated record. Gene Ontology annotation, biological process: regulation of G protein-coupled receptor signaling pathway.